AUGACACCACCUUCUAAAAUUGAGGACAGUUCAUCAUCAUCAUCCUCAUCAGCAGAUUCUUCCACUUUUGUUACUGGUAAUUCAUGGUAUACUAAAGUAUCAGAUAUUAAACCAGGUGUUGAUAGAUUAAUUGACGCUUUUCAUACUAAACAAAAGACUCAAGAUGUUCAAUUUCGUUUAAAUCAAUUGAGAAACCUUUAUUAUGCCGUUCAAGAUAAUACUGAUGAAUUAUGUGAAGCUUUAGAGAAAGAUUUUCAUCGUGCAAAUACUGAAACUAAAAAUUUAGAAAUUGUUGGUGGAUUAGCUGAAUUAGUUCAUACUAUGUCAAGUUUACACGAAUGGUUGAAACCUGAAAAAGUUACUGAUUUACCAAUUACUUUAAAAACUAAUCCAAUUUAUAUUGAAAGAAUUCCAUUAGGUGUUGUUUUAAUUAUAAGUCCAUUUAAUUAUCCUUUCUUUUUAUCAUUUUCUGCUAUUGUUGGUGCAAUUGCUGGUGGUAAUGCAGUUGUUUUAAAACAAUCUGAAUUAGCUCCUAAUUUUUCAAGUUUAUUUAGUAAAAUUUUAACUAAUGCUUUAGAUCCAGAUAUUUUCUUUUCUGUUGAUGGUGGAAUUCCUGAAAUUACUGAAUUAUUAGAACAAAAA
This is a messenger RNA of Candida tropicalis MYA-3404, 642 nucleotides long. RefSeq lists its product as uncharacterized. Gene Ontology annotation, molecular function: aldehyde dehydrogenase (NAD+) activity. The annotation marks the transcript as partial. The record is from RefSeq and is a predicted model, not a curated record. The transcript has a single exon. NCBI's taxonomy places the organism in Eukaryota, Fungi, Ascomycota, Pichiomycetes, Serinales, Debaryomycetaceae. Gene Ontology annotation, cellular component: cytoplasm. Gene Ontology annotation, biological process: aldehyde metabolic process.